Molecule: messenger RNA, 3201 nt
Organism: Diospyros lotus (date-plum)
Lineage: Eukaryota; Viridiplantae; Streptophyta; Magnoliopsida; Ericales; Ebenaceae
Product: zinc finger BED domain-containing protein RICESLEEPER 2-like
Exons: 4
Coding region: 507-2939 (810 amino acids)
Molecular function (GO): protein dimerization activity; DNA binding
Source: RefSeq, a predicted model, not a curated record
UCCAGUUUUUAAGGGUUCCAUAUCUGAAUAGAUUGAUCCAAACCAGACUGCCAAAUUCACUCUAAACUCGUCAGAUGGUUUCAGAUCUGAGAUGGUUUCGAAGAUCCAGAUCUGUUGAUCUCUAAGUUUCCAGCUAAUCAUCACAACCAAACCCCCACACAGCUACCUUCGCCAUCGCCGGGACACAACCCAUUGUUUUUGCCCAGGAAUUCAGCUCUGCGCUCGAUCCUAGGAGACACGAUUUUCCUAUCUUUGGUUAGUCUUCUCAAAACAUUCAUAUUUUUGUGAGCUUUCUGGGAUGCCUUAUAUUUAUACCAACAUAAUAGACAAGGAGGAUCCAAUAAGUUUUUACCUUAACUGGAAAUUUCGGUUCAAGGAAUCACCUAAAGCUCCGAUUUUCCCCCCAUUUCUCUGUGUAAGCUCUCUGUCUACGCAGGUUGUUUGGUUUGACGGAAAAUUGUUGGGGAAAAGAACCAAGGCCCGAAGUGAACUAAAAUUCUUGGAAAAUGUCUUCUGAUAUUAGCGAAUAUACUAUUGGAGGUGAUGAAAUUGUUGAGUAUGGAGAGGAUGAAACUCAAGUUCUUCCUAAACGGAGAAAAUUAACUUCAAAAGCAUGGAAAGACUUUGAGAAAAUUAGAGGGCCAGACAGAGAAGAUUUAGCUAGGUGCAAGCAUUGUAAUAAAGUGUUUGCUGGGGGAGGAACAAGUCAUUUGUUCAAACACCUAGCUGGUAGAUGCCCUGGAUUAAUUGAAACAAAUUCUUCUAGAAGUACCUCAAAGAGUCACCCCAUUGGAGGUGAUGAAAUUGUUGAAUUACAAGAGGAUGCAACUCAAGUUCUUUCUAAACAGAGAAAAUUAACUUCAAAAGUAUGGCAAGAUUUCAAGAAAAUUAAAGGGCCAAGUGGAGAAGAUUUAGCUAGGUGCAAGCAUUGUAAUAGAGAGUUUGUUGGGGGUAGUAAAGGGACAGGCCAUUUGUUAAAACAUCUAGCUGGUAGAUGUCCUGGACCGAUUGGAGCAAAUGCUUCUAGAAGUGCCUCAAAGAGUUCCCCUACUAUGGGUGAUGAAAAUAUGAAGUUAGGAGAGGAUACAACUCAAGUUCUUUGUAAACAAAGAAAAUUAACUUCAAGAGUAUGGCAAGACUUUAAUAAAAUUAAAGGGCCAAGUGGAGAAGAUUUAGCGCAGUGCAAGCAUUGCAAUAGAGAGUUUGUUGGGGGUUGUAAAGGGACAGGCCAUUUGUUAAAACAUCUAGCUGGUAGAUGUCUUGGACUAGUUGAAGCAAAUGCUUAUGGGAGUACCUCAAAGUGUUCCCUAGACUUGACUCCUAAAGUAAUAUUGUCUGGGUUUGAUCAAGAAAGAAGUUGUCUGGAUCUUGCUAGGAUGAUUAUUAAGCAUAAUUAUCCUUUUAAUAUGGCAGAACAUGAGUAUUUUGAGAUAUUUUGUAAUAACCUUCAGCCUAUGUUUAAGCUUAUCUCUAAGAACACUAUUGGAGCAGAUGUUCUCAGCAUUUAUCGAGAAGAAAAGGAAAAACUAUACCAAGAAUUGGUUGGGCUUAGUUGUAAGUUUACUCUUACAACUGAUAUUUGGACUUCAAAUGAUCAAAACCUUGCUUACGCUUGCGUAACUGUGCACUAUGUGACAAAUGAUUGGGAGCUGAAGAAGAAAAUGUUAGCCUUCAAAUUCAUUGAAUACCCUCAUGAUGGGAAAACACUAUUUAGGUAUAUCAAGGACCUAAUAUUGGAGUGGAAUAUUGAUAAGAAGUUAUUUUCUAUGGUAGUUAAUGAUGCUUCAAACAAUGCUGUCAUGGUAAGGCUCCUAAGAGAGUGGCUUGUUGACCAAUCUUUAUUACCUUUGACUGGAAAGUUAUUUCAUGUACGAUGUACUGCACAUAUGCUUAAUUUGAUUGUGCAUGAUGGAUUGAGGUUGAUAGAUGGUCUCAUCUCCAAAAUUAGGGAGAGUGUGAGAUAUUUGGCUACAGAAGAUGCAAAACAAAAUUUUGAUCUUGCUUUAAAUCAGGUCAAAUUGCAAGGAAAUAAGAGAGUUCCUAUGGAUGACCCUACUAGAUGGAAUUCUACAUUUUUUAUGCUUGAGACUGCUUUAGAAUUGAAAAGUGCCUUUUGUUGUUUAGAGGAAAUUGAUAAAAAUUAUGAGCACAAUCCUUUAGAAGAAGAAUGGGAUGUUGGUAGGGUAAUUCAUCAAAGCUUGAAAGUUUUCUAUGAUACUUCUCGUCAUUUUAGUGGGACCAUCUUUCCAACAUCAAAUGUUUUUUUCCCGGAUAUAUGUCAGAUUCAGCUUCGUUUAAAAGAAUGGAAGAAUAGUGAGAAUGAAUAUCUUCAUCUGAUGGUUAAUCCAGUUUGUGAGAAAUUUGGAAAAUAUUGGGAGAAUUGUUGUUUGCUAUUGGCAAUUGCUGCAAUUCUUGAUCCUAGACUGAAAUUGGCUAUUGUGAAAUAUUAUUUUGGUAUGAUCUAUGGCGAUGAUGCUGAAACACAUGUUCACAGGGUUCGUGUUGCCUUCACUGAUUUAUUUAAUGAGUAUAGAGGUGAUAUUUCUCAGUCUACGGGCUCCACUCAUUCAAGUGCUAAGCAACUGCUUUCUAGUUCUUCCGGGGAUAGAUUAUCUAGUUUUUAUCAAUGGUAUAUGCAAGAUCAGGCCUCUAGUAUUCACGAGACAAAAAAAUCUGAGCUGAACCAGUACUUGGAGGAGUUAGUGUUUCCAGGUAAUGAGAAUUUUAAUAUCCUUCAUUGGUGGGAGAUCAACAGUGCUAAAUUUCCUACAUUAGCAAGGAUGGCUCGUGAUAUUUUAGCUAUUCCAAGUAUCACUGUUGCACCAGAGGCCGCAUUUAGUGUGGGAAGUAGGACGAUUGAUGAGACACGCACCUCUUUACCGCCAGAUAUUGUGGAGGCUUUGGCAACUGGAAAUGAUUGGAUUGAGUUUCAAACAUAAUAAGGAUCCUACAUAUUGAGAUUGGGUUGGGUUUCACAAGUCCAACGCAUGCAUCAGCAAUGAACAUUCAGUACCUGUCUGAAUAUCAUCUGGGCGUUUAUUGGCAUUUUAUGGGUUUUGUAUUUUUAUUUUUAUAGGGAUUGCAAUUCAAUCAUGUUGUUUGAUUAUUCUUUCCUUUUAUUAUUGUAUGAAAUGAAACAAUGUUUAUAAAAGAAGCCCACCUCAAUGCCCUGGCAUCGAUAGCUUUCCAGAGAUGCAGCAA